AUGAUGGCAAGCCAGAAGUCCCGUGUGCAGCUAGCACCUCAUGACAUUCCUCAGUUUUAUCUGCUUAUUGCACUUUACUUUUUACAAGGUAUACCUGUUGGGCUGGCAUUCGGAACCGUUCCCUUCCUUCUCAAAACUGCUGCAAAGAACACAUCGUUUACGAACCUCGGACUAUUUAGCUUGGCAACUUAUCCCUAUUCAUUGAAGAUCCUUUGGUCCCCGGUAGUUGAUGCCAUAUAUGAUAGAAAAAUUGGUCGGCGGAGAUCUUGGAUCAUCCCUGUCCAAUUAGUGUCUGGGCUUAUGUUAUGGAUUCUCGGGUAUGCGAUCUCCAAGGGCUGGGUGUUCAAAGGUGUUGAUUCAUCAUAUGGUGGACCAGAACUAGUCAAAGAUAGUGAUGUUGACCUUAAAACUCUUACUCUGUGUUUCCUAUGGUUGGUGUUUUUAUGUGCUACACAAGAUAUUGCAGUGGAUGGCUGGGCAUUGACGAUAUUAUCGGAACAGAGUUUGAGCUAUGCAUCAACUGCACAAACUGUUGGGAUGAACGCGGGGUAUUUCCUGAGUUUCAGUAUAUUUCUAACCUUCAAUUCUAAUCAUUUUAUGAAUAAGUACAUUCGUUCGACACCUUUAGACUAUGGUUUAAUCAGUUUUAGUGGCUACUUGAAAUUUUCUGGGACUGUGUACUUCUUGGUGACUCUCUAUGUUAUGUUGUUUACUAAGGAAUAUCCAUUUAAAGGUAAUGUUCUGCCACUUUCAGCAGCUGCUAAAAAAGAUGACGCCUUCAUUAGCAUUGAAUUGACUCCUGCUGGAGCCCCUGUUACUGAUAUUGAAUAUACUGAGGAUCUUUUUCCGGGGAAGACUUCAUUACUGAACGUCUACAAAACGUUUCUUAAAGUUCUUCGAUUACCAGCAGUACAAUCUUUGGUAAUACUGCAUUUUGUUUCAAAGUUUGCAUUUCAAUGCAACGAAGGCGCGACCAGCUUAAAGCUUUUGGAGAAGGGUUUUAAAAGGGAAGAUCUAGCUAUCACUUCAUUAAUUGAUUUUCCAUUUGAAGUUAUUUUCGGUUACUAUGUGGCGAAAUGGAGUUCCGAAAAUGCCCAUUCAGAGCCUAAGAGACUGCCAAGAUUUAUUCGCCUUCUUAUUGGAAGACCUGGUGUUUUGACUCCAUGGCUAGUAGGAUUUUUAGGUAGGAUUGUUGCUGCAAUAAUGGGUAGUUACGUGGUAGCCACGUUUCCAGAAGAUGGCAAGAUUACGAAAGGUUACUUUCUGACUGUUAUCAUACAGCAUUUAUUAGGAGCAUUUAUGGCUACUGUACAGUUUGUUGGUAUAUCUGCGUUCCAUACUAGAAUUGCGGAUCCGGAAAUUGGUGGAACAUAUAUGACGUUACUGAAUACGCUAAGUAAUUUUGGAGGUACGUGGGCUCGUGCACUUAUUCUGCCCAUGGUAGAUUACUUUACAACGUACAAAUGUGUUUAUUCUGACGGAACGGUCUCGCCCUUUUCAUUGAAACAAGAAUGUUUAGCAUUAGGAGGAAAUGCGGUAGUUACAAGAGAUGGAUACUACGUUACUAACUUUCUUUGCGUUGCUAUUGGUUUAAUCUUGUACUUUUUACACAUCUGCCCUAAGGCCCAAUAUUUACAAUCUAUAUCAACCUCUAUGUGGAGGACCUAG
Messenger RNA from Eremothecium sinecaudum, 1668 nucleotides. RefSeq lists its product as uncharacterized. NCBI's taxonomy places the organism in Eukaryota, Fungi, Ascomycota, Saccharomycetes, Saccharomycetales, Saccharomycetaceae. Gene Ontology annotation, molecular function: acetyl-CoA transmembrane transporter activity. The coding region runs from base 1 to 1668 and encodes 555 amino acids. The record is from RefSeq and is a predicted model, not a curated record. Gene Ontology annotation, cellular component: membrane. The transcript has a single exon.